CUGUCCUCACCAAACUUGGCUCCUCCUGCCAACUGGUCCGACCCGCCUGACGAUAUCAAAUUCAGUCUGUUAGAGAUGAUGCUGGAGUCUUCUCUGUCAGACCUGAGGGACUCUCAGGGUGUCUCUCUACCAUACUUCCCCAGUCUGCUGCGUCUCCUCAGGCUGCUCCAGGACUUCCUGUUCUCAGAGGGAACAGACAACCAGACCCUGUGGAGCGAGAAGAUCUUUGAGGGGGUGGUGAACCUCCUGGACAGACUACAGGCGUGGCACAGCACCCCUGGUACCCCCGGGGCUCUGGAGCUCAGAGAGAUGGCUCAGAUCGGCCUGCGCAUCAUCACAGGCUACAUCCAGCAACAGGACUCACAGGUGUCUGUAAUGGCCUGCGUUAAACUCCACAGCCUCCUGCAGACAGUUCUGUCUCUGGGCUGGGACGAGGUGUGCUUCCUGCUGGGGCGACUAGGUGCCCCCCUGUGGCCCGGCGGGGUAAUGGAGGCGGGCCCCAACGGAGGACAAACGGAGACCUUUUCUCAGCUGGUGCCCAUCGUGCGUACCCUCCUGGACCAACACGCUGACCCCGUGACCCUGCACGGCCUGCUGCCCAGCCUGCCAGUCACCAACGGCAGCCCCACCUUCGCCCAGGACCUCCAGAGCUAYAGCCACACAGUAGAGUGGCUGGACUUCUACCAACGCCACGUGCAGCCCACCAUGGAGCAGUAUGAACUGGAUCAGUUUGGGAAGAGUCAUGACCUCAUGUCUAACUUCUGGAACUCGUGCUUUGAUGACCUGAUGAGCACUGCCCUACGGCGGGACAAGGAGAGGACCUACAGCAAAGACAAGUUCCAGGUAAACGAUGCUAGUAGUAGGCCUGGUACUCCUAUGAGGUCAUAGUACAGCCCACUGUCCUCCAUUAUGACAUAACCUCCAUUAUGACAUAACCUCCAUUAUGACAUAACCUCCAUU
Messenger RNA from Salvelinus sp. IW2-2015, 960 nucleotides. The record is from RefSeq and is a predicted model, not a curated record. Lineage: Eukaryota; Metazoa; Chordata; Actinopteri; Salmoniformes; Salmonidae.